AUGGCUCCUGCUCACAAACGAAACUUGAACAUCGACGACUCGAGGUCCGAAACCUCGAGUACAGUGCCGAACCAUAAGGACGGAAAGAAUCAUUUGGUCCCCACCAACAUUUCAGGGACCUCCAAGAACAAUCGCGCAGUCAACGGCUCAACCACGAAAGCCUCUCUGAACGGGGCUGCCGUGGCUGCGGCUGCGGCUGCUACAGCACUUGCCCAAGCUGCUCCAGUAGUGGCUGAUAAAGACCCUAAGGUUCCUCGUCAAGCAGAUUGGACCUCAACUCCCAACUCCGUUCUCCGCACUUAUCGAAUUGCGUACCGGCUUCAAGCCCCCUCCACAUUCUGCCAUCCUCAUGCCGACAUAAUUCACAAAUCCUCGUCAAUAGCCCUCCGAUCGCCCUCAGCAGUCCUUGCUCGUCGUAGACUUCGUGAAGAGAAGCAUCGACGAAGGAAAGUCGAUCUCCAACAACUGAACGGGUCCUCCGUCGCCACCAACAACAAAGUCGCCAAGUCUAAGAACAAGAAGAAGGACAAGGACAAGUCAAAAGAUGUAAACUCCCUAGAGACGUCAAGCACAGUGGGCUCUGCGUUGGCCCAGUCCAUCGAGCCUCCUGAUGGUACACAAAGUACAGAUCCCUCUCAGCCUCACCCGCCGUCUUCCCCUUCUUCAACCUCUACAACAUACCUCGGCCCACGUGAGCCAUCCUCCCAGUUGGCUGUCUCGGUGCGCAAACACUUCAAUGCACAACAGGUCAGCGAGGCCGACACCAUUGCACGUUUUACGUAUGUUGUCCAGCAAGCAGGCCGGUCGGUGUGGACUGAAGGCUGUGAGGGUGACGGCGCGGGCUCCUGGAUGGGAAGUCAUGGCCGUGAGAUCAGGAAAGCCGAUGGCCCUGGAGGCGAAGUCGGCUUUCGAUUACGAUUCAGGCCUUGA
Messenger RNA from Exophiala bonariae, 930 nucleotides. RefSeq lists its product as uncharacterized. Lineage: Eukaryota; Fungi; Ascomycota; Eurotiomycetes; Chaetothyriales; Herpotrichiellaceae. The record is from RefSeq and is a predicted model, not a curated record. Gene Ontology annotation, molecular function: protein binding. The coding region runs from base 1 to 930 and encodes 309 amino acids. The transcript has 2 exons.